AUAAGUAAUUAUUUUGCUUACUCUAUGGUGCCUCUGGCUGCUAUGAAAUCAGUUUUUCUCAGUUAUAGUUCAGAAACCACAGAACGUGUCUUUCCCUAGGGGGGAUGUUCUGUGGUGUCCAGGGCAUGAGAUAAACAAAAACAUGUCAGCAAACCUCCCAGUUUGGAAAACCGAGCGAAAUGUGGACUCGAGGAAGCUCGAAUUUAAUUGGGUUGCCACCGUGGAUCACCCUCUAAAAAAUGUCGUUGUUACAGAAAGGAUUCCCCGCAGAGUUUUGGGCUCCGCCCCCAGCACAGGGCGCAGCACGCCAAUAUCAGCCGCCGCCAAUAUUUCUGAGCCCCUGGCUCUUGCCCUGAAGAAACUCGACCCCUUAACGGAGUUCGCUAUGCGCGAGGAGCUGGACCCUUUAUCGAAAAUAGCCGCAGAAAUGGAUGCUGUUGAUAGCUUAUCGGCUAAGAAAGAACCCAGUAAAAAGGCCGACGAAAAACGCGACAAAACUGACUCUUGGACAAGCAGGAAGAGUGGCAUUUUGCAAAAGUAUACCACUUCAGAAAAGCUUUCAAUGGUUACUAGUUUUCUGUUGGAGGGAGAGAAAGUUGUAGUUAGAGCGCAAAGCACCAAAGUGGACAAAGUGCAGCAUCGGCUAGAGCAACUGGAUAGUUUCGAAGAAGGUCCACAGAGAAAGCUCGAUCUAUCGCAGGCGGAAUAUUUGCUGAAAAUUCAACAGCUCAACAAGGAGCUGGUGCAGGCUUGGAAUAUGCAGCAAAGAGUGAAAGCCCUAAAGAUCGCAAUCCAAUGUGCAAAAAUGUUGGCCGAUUCGGACGUUUUACCCUUUUACCCCAGCAAGUUUGUGUUGGUUACCGAUAUUUUGGAUUGCUUUGGAAAGCUGGUUUAUGAAAGGCUGCGUGCGAAGGCGGUUUAUUACAAGCCUGGAGGUAAAACCCCGGUAGCUCUGCCUGAGGACUUUACGCCCGACAUGGUGCCUGAUAGCGCCAAAGAGACUUGCUUAAAUUGGUUUUUCAAGAUUGCCUCCAUCAGGGAACUAGUGCCAAGGCUGUAUGUUGAGAUGGCUCUGCUAAAGUCCUACUAUUUUAUAUCGGCAAAUGAAUGCCCCGAGGCACUAUUCAGGCUGACUGAGAUGAUUUUGGGCAUUGGAAACCCUUUGGUGGCAAUAUACGCGCGCUGUUACCUUUGCAGGGUCGGGCUAAACGUUAUGACCAGACACUCCGAGACCGGUUAUCUGAAAAGAAAUUUUGAGUGCUUCUUGGAAACGUACCAGCACUUAUUUGGCAGAAGCGCCACGGGCGAUUUAAGCAGGCAAAACCUCAGCAUUCCCAUUUACAUGACCCUCUACACUCCUGCUCUAGAUUAUAUAAUGGAGGCGGUAGUUCAGCAUUCUCCUGAAAGUGUUUUGUCGGAGCUUUUGGAGGAGUGCAAGCGCUACAGCAACAGUUCGUUGAUUUUAAAUACCAUCAUGUCGGGCUUUAAGCCCACGUACAUUGCCCAGAGGACUCUUCAGUUUUUGUGCAUGAUCGGACAGUGCACAGAUGAUGGAAUUCCGCUGCACUCGCUUUUAAGAACACUGGGACUGUGCGUCAGCAUCUGCCCACCGCCUGCAGAGCAACGAAAACCAGCCCUAAACGCCGUUUGGAGCAACAUUGCUCAGCUGAAAAAACCGUCCGAGUAUAUGAGUUGUGUGGAAAUUUGGGUGCAGUUUAUCGCCCGCAAUUUUUCGACUCGGGAAGUAAACACCGUGCUGGGCGAUGUGCUCGACCAUAUGGUUCCUAACCGAUGCUCGGAAAAGUUCCCUAUGCAGCUAAAGGCGAUAGUCAGACACAUUGUAGCGGAAAUUACCGAUUUCGAAGCGCUUCUUUCAAUGGACAAUUUUCUGCCGUUGAUCGACUUGUUUCACGACGAAUCCACCAAAGUGGAAGUUUGCAAGCUGAUAUUAACUUCCAACUUAGUGGAGCAGAAGACAAACGAUCUGGUAACAAUCAACGCGCUGAUGUAUUUGGGCGGCAUUUUGCAUGACUGCGUUAACGCUCUGACUCCUGAGGACGAGCAUCGGCAAAUCGGGGACAUUUUGUGCAACAUUGUCAAUCUGGUGGAUUAUGGGCGCGAUUUCGAGCAGCAAUUGCAGUUUUACGUGGAAGCCCGCGGCUCUUUUGCCAGUUUUGACGCUGUUUUGGCUCAGCUGGUCCAGCGCGUGAAUUUAUUGGCUGUUAAUACUCGGCUAGUGGUUAAGGGGCUUCAUACAAGGAAAACCGGGGAUUUUGUGCGUGCGUGUGCCGCUUACUGUUUCAUCACCAUUCCUUCCAUUGAUUCCACGAAAGUGCGAUUAAGCCUGUAUUUGCUUUCUGGGCAAGUGGCGCUUAGCAAUCACUGUCUCGGGCAAGCUGAUGCGUGCUUUAGAGCCAUCCUCUCUGUAAUAUCCGAGUUGACGCCGUCUGCUGACACCGAAGCAUGUCUGCUCCCAUUUGUGCGGCAAUUUCUCGCAGUUCUGCUGGUGGUGCCAGACAAUCCAGACAGGGGAAUUCUGAGCGUUUCCAAGAAGCUGCUCAAUGUGCUGAAGAAUUUCGGCUGGAGCUCCGCCAAUUUGUGUUCAAUCUACAUCAACGUUAUCGACUUGCUGGCUGUAAUGGCGCAAGAGGUCUAUCCAUAUCACAUAGAUCGAGUUGAGUCCAACGACGCUCUAUGGGGCUCCGAGCCGGGAUUUAUCGAGGAAACUGAGAAUAUGAUCGCAAUUAUCAUCGGCGAGAUCCUCAGCUUGCUUAAGGAACUGNGGCCUUCCAGGAAACAAUUCUUUUAAAAUUGGGCCUUCAAGUUUUUUGUUUUUAUCGCAGCGCAGGAGUUAGGCGCAAAACAAUCUCAGGGAAUAAAAAAUAAAAAAAAACAGUUAAAAGAUGGAAAAAGUGCAGCUGUUUGCAUCAAAUAGAUCUCAAAAUUUAAAAAAAUCUAUAACAAUCUGUAUUUCGAUAACAAUGAUUCCAUUCCAAGCGCAAAUAAAAGUAGUAUUUAUUUAGCUUUGCAGUAAAGUUAGGCCUGGGUAACGCUGUGUUGAGUUGCGCUAUUGAGUUAUAACUCAUUGGUUAAUGAGCUGUAAGUCAUUUAUUAAAGCUCUAUGAGACCCGAGACUAGAAUUAUCACAUCUAAAAAAAGACCGUUUUUUUCUGAGCAACGUUCUACUGCUUUGUUCAAACAACUAAAAAAAGUCAUCUAGAUUUUUCCCACCAACAGAACCCAAGUCCAAAGAAAGUCGACGAGUUUUCAUGUAAAAUCGAUCUCUUAAUUUUUUUGCAUGAAAGAAUCAGUUUGCGAGUAUUUUACAGUAAACGUAAGGAAAAAUCCCAGACUGUUUGUUGGGUAUUUCGCCUCAAAAAAUGUUUGUCU
Molecule: messenger RNA, 3390 nt
Organism: Dendroctonus ponderosae (mountain pine beetle)
Lineage: Eukaryota; Metazoa; Arthropoda; Insecta; Coleoptera; Curculionidae
Product: VPS35 endosomal protein-sorting factor-like
Exons: 19
Coding region: 143-2809 (888 amino acids)
Biological process (GO): endocytic recycling
Cellular component (GO): endosome
Source: RefSeq, a predicted model, not a curated record